AUGACGGCCGUGGCCAUCCUCGCAGCGACACUGUCGAUCCUGGUCCCGCUCACCAGCGGACUGGGAUCAACAGACACCAUCACAUGGGGUGGUGACAACUCACGAACGGGCUAUCAAACAAGCCAUAACAUGGACCCGGCCAUUGUCGGCAGCAAUGACUUUGCCCAGAUCUUCAAGACGGCCCUCCCAGGCCAAUACAACGGCGCAUCAGAGCAGAUCUUCUCACAGCCCCUUGUUUACACACCCUCUGGCAACAACAGCCAGUAUGUGUACUUUGCGACUACGCAAAACAAUGUCUACAAGCUGGAUGCAACGACGGGCAAGAUCCUCCUGUCCCGCAACUUGGCCGUUCCGUUUCUGACAGCCGAUCUGGAUGGCUGUGUCGACAUCAACCCCCUCAUUGGCAUCACGUCCACGGGGGUCAUCGACCCGGAUACCGACACGGUGUACUACAUGGCGAAGACGUAUGCCGACCAAAACGGAGGAACCGGCGCCCAGGGAAAGUCCAACGGCCGCUACUACCUGCAUGCUCUCAAUGUCAACGACCUGACAGAGCGUCCCAACUUCCCGGUGGACCUCGAGGGCAUUGUCGCGCGCAACAACCCCAUUCGCAGCUUCAACGGCGGCAUCCACCACCAGCGGCCUGCCCUGCUCCACUCGGGCCAGUACAUUUACGCCGGUUUCGCGUCUCACUGCGUGCAGUACAACUUUACGGGCUGGCUCAUGGGCUUCGACAAGACGACCGGCACCGUCGUUGAGCGGUACGCGACGGAGGGUGAUGGCGUGCCCAACACCACGCCCGGCGGUGGUAUCUGGAUGUCUGGUGGUGGCCUUGCCUCAGACGACCAGGGCUCGCUCUUCUUUGGCACGGGCAACGGUUUCGCCUCGCAGCUCAGCACCAUUCCCGUGGCGGGCCGCAAUCCGCCCACCUCGCUCGAGGAGGCCGCUGUGCAUAUGACACUCAACGACGACGGGUCCGUGACACUUGUCGACUUUUUUAUGCCGCAGGAAAAGCAAGCCUUGGACGGCGCCGACAAGGACCUGGGCACCUCGCCUCUGGAGCUUCUGCCGAGCACGUUCUCCUGUGGUGCGAUCACGCACAUUGGUGUCAUCACGGGCAAGAGCGGCAAGACCUACUUCCUCAACCUCGACGACCUAGGCGGCUACCGCACGGGCACCAACAACGGCGACCGCGUCAUCCAGGUGUACCAGAACGAGAACUCGGUUUACGCCGGCGCCGGGGUGUAUCCGCUGGACGGCGGUGGCGGUUACAUUUACAUCAACGUGAUCAAGUACCCCACACACGUCUUUCAGUUCUCGUGCGUCAACGGCGUGCCGUUGUUCAUCAAGGUGGCUGACAGCCCCGAGUCCAACGCUUACACUCUCGGUGUCAGCCACGGAACAGUCACGUCGCUCAACAGCGAAGAGGGCACUGGUCUGCUGUGGACGACCGAUGUCCAGGGGAACAACCUACGCAUUUACAACGCCAUUCCCCAGAACGGCUACCUUACCGAGAUACGCAAUUUCUCGGUGCCCGGCACCACCAAGUUCACGCGCGCCGUCUUCGGCGAUGGCCGCAUGUACAUGGGCACAACGCAGGGCUAUGUCUAUGGAUUUGGCGCGCCCACGACGCCGCCGCUGAACUGCACGACGCCAGUCAACUUUGGCAUGCUGGACCUUGCCCACGCGGCCGCCACUGCCCAGGUCACCUGCACGGCCGUCAUUGCCACGACCGUAAAGUCGCUGACGCUUGACGGCCCCGACUUUACCAUCACGUCGACCACCACAUUCCCCGCCACCUUGGCCAAGGGAAGCACAUUCACCUUUACGGCCUCGUUCAAGCCGACCACGGUGGGCCUGUUGACCGGCACCGUGUCAAUUGCUACCAAAAACGGCGUCACUGGCUACGCAUCAACUGCAUCUAUUCUACUCCAGGGGACUGGCCUCAGUACAGGCGCGCUGUUCUCGGUUUCGCCGCCUAUCUUGACAUUCACCAACGUCGUCAUUGGUGCCACGCCUGGUGGCGUCCAGGAGCCAGUCAUUUUCAGAAAUCUUGGCAACUCGACCCUCAGCAUCACGGACAUCCUCUUCUCCGAAACGAACGCCACGGGCCCUUGGGUGACAGGUUCUACUACAGGAAACGGCACGCAGAUUGGUGACUUUACCUUCUCUGGUCUCCCUUCGACGAUUGCCGCGAACGGCGGCCAGAAUAUUGAGGUCACAUUUGAUCCCACUGCCGGCGGCAAUUUUACACUGUUCGUGCAAGUUGUGACCAACGGCGGCAACCAGACAUUCGAGAUCGACGCCAACGCCGGCCCUGGUGCCACCUGUCUGCUCGAAUUCCAGACCGCCGACGGCCUUGGCUGGGUCACGUACGAGAAGAAUGUGAACUUCACCUUUGGCAACGUCACGGAGAACACGUCGCGGUCGCUGCUCCUGCGCGUCACCAACAACGGCACCGCCGACGCCGUGCCCUUGUCCCUCACCGUGUCCAAGCCACCCUUUGGUGUGGCCGGCAUCAUUGGAGCCGCCAACCAGAUCGACCUCGCCGAGGGCACCAUCUUAAAGGUCGGCGAAAGCGCCACGGCCAGCCUCUACUGCGCCGUACCCAAGGAGCAGUGGAACACGGACACGUACUACGGCACCGCCAACUGGACCAUGAACACCAACGAUCCCUCCUGGGACAAGCAGUACAUCCAGUUCGCGUGCGAGGCCGUCGCCGAGCAGGCCCCGCCUUUGCAAGCCGACGGCCAGGGCGUCUAUCGCUAUGUCGGCUGCUUCAAGGAGAACAACCCGGGUCGCCAGCUGCAGAAACAGCUCUACAGCAGCAGUAACAACACAGCAGCCAUGUGUAUUGCCGCCUGCGCCGCCGGCAGCUACACGUACUGCGGAACCCAGUACAACAGCGAGUGUUGGGCCGGCAACACCAUCCCCGUCCUUCAGGUGUCUGAGAACGACUGCAACUACCCGUGCUCGGGCAGCCUGGACCAGAUCUGCGGCGGCAAUGGCGUGGGUACGGACGCCGGUGGUGCCUACAUUUCCCUGUACGCCGUCGGCGGGGCCAGCAACUCGAGCGAUCCGACACCGCCUCCCGGUGGGCCUGUUGUCAACCUUGGCGACCACGGCUAUGUGAGCGUCGGCUGCUACCACGAGCCAUCCGCAGGCCGUGCGCUCACCAACCAGUUGUCUAUCUCGAACCAGACCGUCGACACGUGUCUUGCGGCUGCGGCUGUCGGCGGCUACACGUACGCCGGUCUCGAGUACGGCGGCGAGUGCUGGGUCGGCAACGCGCUGAACACCGGCGCUUCGGAGGUCGACCUAACGACGUGCUCCAUGACGUGCAACAACAACGGCUCCGAGUACUGUGGCGGCUCGCUCCUGCUCAACGUCUAUACGCUCAACGGCACGGCCGUGCUGCCAUCGUCGUCGUCGUCGUCGUCUAUGACUGGUACCGGUAGUACAAGCUCAACGAUGCCGUCAUCCACACCUACGGGAGGGCCCGUUGUCAACCCGGGCGUCGACGGCUACCAGUACAUUGGCUGCUGGCACGAGCCAUCGACCGGCCGUGCCUUUGGCAAGCAGCUGACCGUCGCGAAGGAAACCGUCGACACAUGUCUCGCUCUGGCCGUCAGCGGUGGCUACAUCUUUGCUGGCCUCGAGUAUGGAGGCGAGUGCUGGGUUGGCAACGCAGUCAAUCCAGCUGCGUUGCAAGUCGCUGGUACGGCCUGCACAAUGGCAUGCAAUGACAACAAGACGGAACUGUGUGGUGGAAGCCUCCUCCUCAACGUCUACCAGCGCAACACUUCGACGGCCGUGACGUCGGCCACGUCGGCGUCCCUGAGCGCCAUCAUCACGUCUUCACUCUCGGCCGCUGUGUCUUCGGCCUCAAUCUUGGCCUCAAGCACCACCACGGCCAGCCACGCCGCCAAACCAACCGUCGGCGACUGGGUCUACCAGGGCUGCUACACCGAAGGCUCUGCCGGCCGUGCUCUCGCGGCUCUUUCCCAAACGAACAACGACAUGUCCUACGAGGAGUGCGCCAGCUACUGUGUCGACUACGCCUACUUUGGCGUCGAGUACGGCGACCAGUGCUACUGCGGCAAUUUUUUGGCCCCCGGCAGCGUCCCGGCCGCGGAAACGGACUGCUCCACGUAUUGUGCGGGUGACGCCGCAGAGCUCUGCGGUGCCGGCAACCGCCUGAAUGUGUACCUGCAGAGCGGCGCGCGCACGGGACCGCCCGCGCCCAAGCCCCGUCUGGCCGCCACCGACUUUGUGUACCAGGGCUGCUACACCGAGGCCACCGCGGGCCGGGCGCUAGGGUCGGCGUCCAUCUCGGCGGCCAACAUGACCUACGAGGCCUGCGCGGCCCACUGUCUGUCGGGCACCGCCACCCGCUACACCGUGUUUGGCGUCGAGUACGGGACGCAGUGCUACUGCGGCGACACGCUGGCCGCCGGCAGCGUGCAAACAAACGAGAGCGCGUGCACCAUGGCCUGCGGCGGCGAUGCCUUUGAGCUCUGCGGCGGCCCGAGCCUGUUGAAUUACGCCGGGCUCGUCAUCGUCACCCAGCUCCUCCUCGGUGGUGGCCCCGACCGCACCGCCAGUACCUGUGUCGCCCACUUUGACGUCGUCUGCUGCGGCGUCAUCGACUUUGGCGUCCACUACUUUGACAUCGGUUUUGUCUCCUGCGAGCCAGUUUUCCUCGUCUUCAGCAGGCUCCCAAUCCGUCCCUUCAAACUCUAUGCCUUCUUCGUCGUCUUCAUCGUCUGUCUCAACUUCGUCAGUGGCCAAGCCAUUUGCCAGUCCCUCCUCCUCGGUUGUCGUCUCGACAUCUUCAAGUCUCAGCGAUGGAGCAACCCCGCCAUCCUCAACCCUUUCGUUGUCUUCGUCUUCUUCUUCAGCAAUUUCGACGCCGAUUAUCGCAACUGGUAA
Molecule: messenger RNA, 4932 nt
Organism: Sporothrix schenckii 1099-18
Lineage: Eukaryota; Fungi; Ascomycota; Sordariomycetes; Ophiostomatales; Ophiostomataceae
Exons: 4
Coding region: 1-4932 (1643 amino acids)
Source: RefSeq, a predicted model, not a curated record